Molecule: messenger RNA, 1712 nt
Organism: Toxotes jaculatrix (banded archerfish)
Lineage: Eukaryota; Metazoa; Chordata; Actinopteri; Toxotidae
Gene: prim1
Product: DNA primase subunit 1
Exons: 13
Coding region: 114-1388 (424 amino acids)
Biological process (GO): DNA replication, synthesis of primer
Cellular component (GO): alpha DNA polymerase:primase complex
Source: RefSeq, a predicted model, not a curated record
AAGAGUUUUCCCGCGCUGUUAAAACAACGCACCGUACUGUCAACCUGUAGUUGCAGCAAGAUUUAACAUAAUUGUACAAUCGGUACCGGUUACCGUUACUUUAUUGCCAGGCGAUGCCGUCCUCAGAUUAUGACCAAGCUUCUCUGCCGGACUUACUACCGCUGUACUACCGGCGGCUGUUCCCCUUCUCCCAGUACUAUCGCUGGCUAAACUAUGGAGGAGUGCAGAAGAACUACUUUCAGAAUCGAGAGUUCUCCUUCACACUCAAAGAUGACAUCUAUGUUCGCUACCAGUCCUUCAGCACCCAGAAUGAGCUGGAGAAGGAAAUGCAGAAGAUGAACCCUUACAAGAUUGACAUUGGAGCAAUAUACAGCCAUAGGCCGAAUCAACACAACACAGUGAAGUCAGGAACCUUCCAGGCGCUGGAGAAGGAGCUGGUGUUUGAUAUUGAUAUGACAGAUUAUGAUGAUGUCAGGAGCUGUUGCAGUGCUGCAGACAUUUGUUCCAAGUGCUGGACCCUGAUGACCAUCGCUAUUCGUAUCCUGGACAGAGCUCUUCGAGAGGACUUUGGUUUCCAGCACCUGCUGUGGGUUUAUUCUGGCAGAAGAGGAGUGCAUUGCUGGGUGUGUGAUGAAGCUGCCAGGAAGCUCUCUGUAGCUGCACGCUCUGCUGUUGCAGAAUACCUGAGCCUGGUGAAGGGUGGUGAAGAGACAGUGAAGAAAGUCGUGCUGCUGGAUCCAAUUCAUCCUUUUAUCAGAGAAUCUUUAUCAGUGGUGGAAGACUACUUUACCCAGUACGCUCUACACGAACAGGAGAUCCUGAGCCGCAAGGAAUCUGUAGACAAAGUGCUCGCACUUGUGCCUGAAGAUGUUAGAAAAGACUUGCAGCAGGACUUCCAAAAUGAGAAGAAACCUGAGAAUCGUUGGAAACUGGUCAAGGAUCAAGCCAAUAGGAAAAAGGCCACUUCCAAGAAGGGACACCACUUUGAGAAAGAAAUCAUGCUGCAGUACUGUUACCCGCGGCUGGAUGUGAAUGUCAGUAAAGGUGUGAACCAUUUGCUGAAGAGCCCCUUCAGUGUCCACCCCAAAACAGGACGCAUUUCUGUUCCCAUUGACCUCAAAGAAUUAGAUACGUUUGAUCCUUUUGCUGUGCCCACAAUCAGUCUGAUCUGUGAGGAGCUGGAUCGGCCCAGAACAGGAGAAGAGGAGUCAGAGGACAUGGAGGAGAAGGAAAAUGAGAAGGAUGCAACAGAGAGACGAAAGAUCAGAGAUUACAAAAGAACCAGUCUGGCGAAGUACGUGAAAUACUUUGAUCGGUUUCUGGAUGGAAUGGCUCGGACAUGGAAAGGAGAACUUCUCAAAAAGAGUGAUCUUGAGAAAGAAUUCUGAACUGGAUCAACAAUCAGAGAGUGAUGCACUUCUGAACUGGCACUGUUAAUAGCUUGCUAUUAAUCACUCUCCUGUUGUCAUGUUGUAGUUGAAUACUGCUGUUUUUCUGAUGAACAAUAAUUUCGUUCAGAUCUGUUUUAUUACACUCUUCAUUAACAGAAGAAGAAAUUAAGUAGUAAUAUGUUCAUAAAUUAUAGUAAAUCCUCUCUUUGGUGUGGUGAUUUUUCCCAAUACAAUUCCAAUUUUAUAUUGUUUGUCUACAUGUUGCCUAUAUUCUGCUACUGUACAGUCAUUUGUGAAAAUAAAUUUGGUAUUUCUACUCUU